Molecule: messenger RNA, 2423 nt
Organism: Oryza sativa Japonica Group (Japanese rice)
Lineage: Eukaryota; Viridiplantae; Streptophyta; Magnoliopsida; Poales; Poaceae
Product: BTB/POZ and MATH domain-containing protein 1
Biological process (GO): protein ubiquitination
Molecular function (GO): protein binding
Source: RefSeq, a predicted model, not a curated record
CUCCAAAUCCCCUUCGCAUUCGAUCCCCUCCCCUCGCCGCCGUCUCCUCCACCUCCGCCGCUCGCCGCCCGAUCCCCUCCCAUCCCCUCCGCCCCGCCGCCCCGCACCUAGAUAUGCCGUCGUCGUCGUCGGCGGCGGCGGCGGCGUGCGGGCCCCCGGAGUUCACGCCGGGGUGGAAGACGGUGUCGACGUGCGCCCCGGACGUCGUCGGCGAGGGCGUCCACGUGUUCGACAUCUUCGGGUACAGCGACCACAAGGGGAUGGGCGCCCACGAGCCCAUCAGGUCGGGGGCCUUCUCCGUCGCCGGCCUCGACUGGGUCGCCUGCCUCUACGCCGACGGCUACGGCGUCGCCGGCAUCGACGACGUCUCCGCCUACCUCAGGCUCCUCGGCGACGCGCCCACCCCGCGCGUGUGGGUCUCCUGCGAGGUCAAGCUCGUCGACCAGCGCACCGGGGUGGCCUCCACGCCGCAGCCCUUCCUCAGGUACGCCCUGGCGUUCGGCGACAAGUGCAAGGCCCUCCACUGUAUGAUGAUCCCCAGGGGCCAGAUCGAGGUGGAGCCCUACCUCGUGGAUGAUCGCCUCACCAUGGAGUUCCAUGUCGUCGUCAGGAGAGACCCCCGGGUGUCGAGGACCGCCCGGUUCCCGCGCAUCUUGGUGCCGCCGCCCGACAUCAAGCGGCAGUUUGCCAACCUGCUGCAGAGCAAGGAGGGCGCAGAUGUCACCUUCGAUGUCGCGGGGGAGCCGUUCUCCGUGCACAAGCUCGUGCUCGCGAUGCGGUCGCCAGUGUUCAAGGCGGAGCUCUGCGGGCUGCUGAGGGAGCCGGGAACACAGCCUAUUACCAUCGUUGAUAUGCAGCCCGCCGUCUUCAGGGCCCUGCUGCAAUUCAUCUAUACCGAUCAGUUCCCCGUGACGCGCGGUUUCGAGAGACGCGACAAUUGUGAAAUGAUCCGGCACCUGCUCGUUGCUGCGGACAGAUACGCCGUGGAUAGGCUAAAGCUGCUAUGCCAAGGUAUCCUUUGCAAGAAUCUUAAUGUUCACAAUGUCGCGACUACGCUGGCACUGGCUGAUCAGCAUCAAUGCGACAAGCUGAAGGAUGCUUGCAUCGAAUUUAUGUCAUGUUCAAAGAAGAUGAAGGGUGUAGUGGCGAGCAAAGGGUAUGAGGAUCUCCAAAGAAUGGCACCUUCUGUCUUGGCGGAUGCCGUGGCGCAGAUGUCGAAGCUCAACAAAAUGUCAAGGGGUAGUGUUCCACAAGAUGAGUCUAAGAGCUGUUAGCUUAAUUUAUAAGGGAUAUGGGUAUUCUUUCUUCUCUUCCUAAAUCAGGUACCGUAGUCAGUUUACUCUUUACAUUUUGGGAGCACCUUUGUGGUGCUUAUCUGUUUAUAUGAUAGAUAGGUUUAUUUUAUCUCUUUGCAAGCUUUGUUUCCAUUAACUGACAUAUAACCUGUUGUCCUUCCGCAAAAUUUAUUUUGUGCGCCCUUGAUCAAAAUUUGGAUACUGAAGAUAAUCCUACAUUAACAUAACUCUGAUGGCCUGCUCCGUUGCAAUGGAACAGCAUCAACAUAACAAAAUCGCGGUGUUGAGGGAGCAUAGUGGCAUCAAUAGCAAUAACAUUGACUUAGUUUAGUAUUGUCGGUGACUAUUGUGGUUCCUUGAAAAUUAACUUGCCAGGAAUUGUAUUUGGCAAGAGUUUGUAUGUUUUGACUACAACCUCAUAUUUAUUUUUCCUAAUCCAUGUUUUAGAAACCUAAAUGAACUUCCAGUAGGACCAGGGGCGGAUCCAGGAACAAAAAAUUGGAGGGGACUCAAUUACACAGUUUCUUCAAUCUCCAGCCAUUUAGGGACCUUUAAUUUAUCAUUUAUGGUGAAAAAAUUGAAGGAGGUGCUCCGGGGGUAUCCAUGGGUCUUAUGGGUGUAUGGGGGACUCGAGUCCCCCUGCACCCACGUUGGAUCCGCCCCUGAGUAGGACUGAGUGCUUCUCUUUGAUCAACCAGAGCAGCAUGUUUUUAUUUUUCUCAUGUCCCUGAAUCAGGGGCCCUGACCAUAGCCAAUUUGCGAUUUGAGCCAAUUUGUCAUGGAACCAAAAAGAGGGCAUCAAGAUGCAAUAGUAUAUCAGCGUGACGUUGUGCUCAGUUUGUACUGAUAAUAGUAGGAAGCACUAUAUUUCUGGAGGCAGGACGUUGUGCUCAGUUUGUACUGAUAAUUAUAGUACUAUGUCAAAUUAAUUUUUUAUAACAAAAUAGUAUAUCAAGAUGCAAUAGUAUAUCAAGAUGCAAUAGUAGGAAGCACUAUAUUUCUGGAGGCAGGACGUUGUGCUCAGUUUGUACUGAUAAUUAUAGUACUAUGUCAAAUUAAUUUUUUUUUGUUGUAAUAUAUGAUUAGAAUGGAGGAAGUGUUUGUCAGGUGGUUCUGUGAUUGACAGUA